Molecule: messenger RNA, 525 nt
Organism: Entamoeba dispar SAW760
Lineage: Eukaryota; Evosea; Mastigamoebida; Endamoebidae
Exons: 3
Coding region: 1-525 (174 amino acids)
Source: RefSeq, a predicted model, not a curated record
AUGUCUCCUGUUGAUCCACCAACUCGUUGGGAACGACUAGUAACAUUUUAUCAGAUCAUACGUGCUCGAGGUUUCAAUUUCCUUUCUAAGUAUAUUGAUAUAGAGGAGUAUUAUAAGUCAGAUUAUCUUGACAUUGUAAGAAAAGUUACACUUGCAUCCAUUCCAUUUCAACUAAUUCUAGGAAUAAUCUCAUUAUGUUGGCUUGGAUGGAAUCAGUUAAUUGGAGGAAUAGCUAUUGUUUCUUCAGUAAUAACAUAUGUCAUUGAAAAACCAGUUCAGAUGGAUGGUGUUUUUAUUCAAAAAUUAUAUGAACCUUACUUCAAGAUAUAUUUCUUUUUAAUAAGUGGUAUUUUAUGUUGUUUAAACUAUUGGACUUUAUUUGGAGGGUUGAUAGAAUUAUGUGGAGGAUUAUUUUAUGUUUAUCUUUUUUAUAAAGGAGAAUUAAUCAAAGCUUCUCAAUUUAUUGUUAGAGUGACUGAAGAUGAUAUUUCAAAGUUUGAUGGAAUUAAUGAACAAGAAGAAUAA